Molecule: messenger RNA, 3775 nt
Organism: Helobdella robusta
Lineage: Eukaryota; Metazoa; Annelida; Clitellata; Rhynchobdellida; Glossiphoniidae
Exons: 10
Coding region: 808-2883 (691 amino acids)
Source: RefSeq, a predicted model, not a curated record
ACAACCAAUGAGCUGAAUGAGGUCAGGUCAACUCUUGAAAAAAAAACUGAAGAGAACCAGUCAAACAUUGAUGCCCUGUUGCAAACAACCAAUGAACUGAAUGAGGUCAAGUCAACUCUUGAAAAGAAAACUGAAGAGAACCAGUCAAACAUUGACGCACUGUUGCAAACAACCAAUGAACUGAAUGAGGUCAAGUCAACUCUUGAAAAGAAAACUGAUGAAAACCAGUCAAACAUUGAUGCCCUGUUGCAAACAACCAAUGAGCUGAAUGAGGUCAAAUCAACUCUUGAAAAGAUAACUGCAGAGAACCAGUCAAAUAUUGCUGUCCUGUUGCAAACAACCAAUGAGCUAAAUCAGUUCAGGUCAACUCUUGAAAAAAAAACUGAAGAGAACCAGUCAAACAUUGAUGCCCUGUUGCAAACAACCAAUGAGCUGAAUGAGGUCAAAUCAACUCUUGAAAAGAUAACUGCAGAGAACCAGUCAAACAUUGAUGCCCUGUUACAAACAACCAAUGAACUGAAUAAGGUCAAUUCAGCUCUUGAAAAGAAAACUGAUGAGAACCAGUCAAACAUUGACACCCUGUUGCAAACAACCAAUGAGCUGAAUGAGGUCAGGUCAAUUCUUGAAAAGAUUAUCUUGAUAAACCAGUCAAACAUUGACGCACUUUUACUAACAACUAAUGAACUUAACGAGGUCAAGUCAACUCUUGAAAAGAAAACUGAGGAGAACCAGGCAUGGAAAGAGAAAGAAGAAAUUUAUAAAAGUGAAAUUCAAGAUUUAAAUAGAAAAAAAAAGGAUUCAGCAGAAAUGGUGUAUGAAAUGGAAAAAAAGAUAAAUAAACUUGAAAAAUUGUUAGAAGAUAAAGAUUCAAAGUUCGGAAACAUAGAUCAAGAGUAUGGACAUCUACUCACAAGAUACAAUGAGUUGAGUAUUCAAUUAACAAAUGCAAGAACUGAUCUAAUCUUUGAAAAGGAACAACAGUUGGCCCGGGCUGAAAAGGUAGAUGUUAAGUAUUACACAAAGAAGGUGACUAGUCUGGAAGGAGACAUCGAAAAGAUGAAAAACGAGAUAGAGGUCGCAAAUGGAAACAAACGAACUCUGGAAAUCGAGAAGGAGAAAAUUAUGAAAGAGCUUCAGGAAAUGACAAAAAACAACCAGUUCAAUAAGCAGCACCAUGCUGACCUGCAAACACUGAUUGAGGCCAUGCAAGGGAGAUUUUCCAAAGCAAACGAAAGAAAUGAAAUAUUGGGGUCCAAAGUCAAUGAGCUAGAAACAAACAGAGACCAUUUAGAAAAGGAGGUCUUGAAUCAUAUCAAAGAGUUGAAUAAGUUGAGGAAGGAUUUUGAGAAGGAAGUUGCUCUCAGGAAGAAAAAAGACGAAGAAAUAAAUGUUCUUAAAAAUAAGCUGGCGGUUCUUGCGAAUCGACCAAAAUCUUUAACCCAGAAGAACCCAGGUUUGACCUCUACCCGACAAUCCAUGUCGAGGUCAUCCAGUUCUUCGACUAUUAGUUCUUUCCAAGACAUUGCUCAUUCAAGCAUCAACAAAAUGUCGACAAAACCACCAAUACAUCAACAACAUCUGCCAAGCAAAAAGGAUGGACAAUGGAACAAUUAUGGAAUUUCGAUAACUGCUUCACCAUUGACUCCAUCAAAUUUGACAUCAUCGUCAUCUGGUUGUCAGUUUCUGAUUCCAGUUGCAUGCGCUCCCAAAUCAAAGUCGACGUCAGCUGUAGGUCAUGAUCCAGAAAGUAGGGAUGUCCCAGGUGGUCCAAAAAAUAAUAAUCCCGUUCCAAAGGGCCUGGGCAUGAUGUUUUCAAACGACGACGAGCCCGGCGAGGAUGUGAAUUGGUGUUUGGUGCAACAACAAAAUAAGAUGACCAGGUCUCUGCACAACAUACCCUCCCCGGGCAGUAACUUCACCAGUGGCAGGUUACACAGCACUGUAGAACCAUCACGUCGUUUGUCAUCAACCAGCCAGAGAUCUGCUACAUUAUCAUCUCUACCACAACAAACGCAGGAUGGACAACGGUCUCACGGCAGCAUCGACGAUAACAGUUUCGCAUUCUCUUCAAGUAGUCGACUGUCGUUGGGAGGCAGUAGCAGCAGUCUUUCGAACGCUCGUCGUGGGACUUUUGUACUCAAUAACAUUCCAGAGACACCUGACGAGAACAGGGUGGACGAGUUGAAGAGAAGAAACACGUUGUGCCUGCCACACCUCAAGUCAACGUACCCACUCGAGGAGCUGCCCGUGCCAGUCCCAGAGGAUGAGUUGAGACGACCUUCGGUGGCCUCGUCAAAUAAUCCCAGCAACAACGAUAGCAGAGGUGCUCAGCAGUUCGUGCACCAUCGUAACGACGAGAAUAGAGAUCCGAUGUUGUCGAAUUUCAGAAGGGUGAGGGAGGAAGAUAAUCGUCACCGGUCAGAGACGAGGCGCACCCUCUCCGGCGUUGACAUGUACAGCAGUGAUAGGGAUGUGCAGAGAGGAGAUGAUGACGUAUACAAUAAAAAUAUAAAAUCGCCUGGCAAGCGAUCCCACAAAAGCUCGUUGAGUGGAUCGGGCAAGAAAAUAUUUCGUAGUCUCAAGAUGAAGAAGGAGAAUUUGAAGCAGAGCAGCAACGACAGCAAGAAACUUCGCAUGCAGCGGAUGCAGCCCCUCAUAGAAUCCGGCAACUCGCCCGCCCCUUUAUAUUAUUACAAUGGACCAUCUGGGGACCACGACGUCAGUACCUUGACCAACAGCUCAGAUGAUUCCAUUCCUAAAAAACCGGUAGAGAGCAGUCUAGCUUACGACAUCCCAAUAACACCGGUUCAACGAUUGAAGAAAACUAUGAUUUCACUCAUCAAAAAGCCGAAAAAUCCCUUGGUGGACAACAUGGACGUCUGAUUGAAAUGAAUUCUCCCUCGUAUGAACAUCUACUGGUUUGAAGUUCACAAAUCUUAUGCUAAGAUAGAUGAUCAUUUUGAAAACUUUGUUAGCAUCAAUUGCUUCAAGUGAAGUUCAACUGCUUUGUAGUUUAACAUUUCUACAUUUAUUUUUCUCAUUGUGUGUUUUUAUUUUAUUUUUUUUAUUUAGUUACGUAUAUCAAUAUAUAUAUAUAUAUAUAUAUAUAUAUAUAUAUAUAUAUAUAUAUAUAUAUAUAUAUAAAUUGAAAAGUUAAAAGAAAUUUUAUUAACAUUUUACCUUCCCAGUUGAUAUUAUAUCUACGUAACGUUCCCCAUUUAAUUGAUUAAUAUUGUAAAAGAAUGCUGAGUUGAAAAAGUUGGAUGAUGAUGAUGUUGGAGUUGGAGAAUGAACGGUCUUCAGUGCUCUUCAUUACGAAGGAUUUGUUGGAGGAUCUGAUUGAAAGCGCUAUAUAAAUUGCGCUUUUAAUUAAAUUCGUUUCCUUCAUUAUAUGCAUAUACGUUUUUUAUGAUUUUAACGUGUGUAUGUGUGAUAUAAAAGAAACAACGAAAUAUAAGUAGAUGUUAGCACGAUGUGUUCUUAUAAAAAAUGAUCGUUAUGUCAGUUAUUUGUACAUGCAUGUGUAUUUAUUGAUUUUUGCUUUAUCUUUAGACAGACUUAUAUAAUUAAGCAUAUUUUUGAUGUACAUUGUCUAAUUUGUACGCUAUAUUAAUCUUCUCAUGUACGAUAGUGGGCUUCCAUUCUAUAACAACGUUAACAAACUUUAUGACUAUAAAUACAAUUGUAUCAUACAUACCCUUUGUUCUCUAUGGUGUAUCUCCUACAUAUAAAUAUAUAUUCAUAUAUUAAAAAUAUAAAUUUGGUAAAUAAAUAA